AUGGCAAAGUCAAUCAAGAUAGAACAAUUACUCCUGCAGAAUCCAUCAACAUCCUUCAGUGAUAAACCACGACCGCGAACGCCCGCCGCCAAGAUAAAUGCAAUCCAGAACCGUCUGCCGGCGCAUCGUCCGGGACUGGUGCUGAAGACUCCCUCUACAGCUCUCGUGUCGGCAAGUUCGCCAGCAUCUGAGCGGUUUUCAUGGGAAUUCGACAAAGAGGAGUCGGCGUCCAAUCGACGUCGGAAACGAAAAUCGCCCGUCGAGGAUGAAGUGUUUGCGACAAGAAAAGCUAUCAGGCUACCUAGAUUUUCCGUCAACAUCUUCCACUCCGAGCCAGUCAACGUCUAUCCUAUUCCCAACGAAGGCGUGGUUCCGCGAAUGGUCAAGUAUUAUUUACAAGUUUGGGCGGAGCAACAUGGUCGAGCACUUGCUUUUGAAGGGCAUCCCACACCGUACCGCUCACUGGUGUUUCCGUACGCCCUGGAGCACGCUGUGCUGUUCGAGGCCAUGGUAGCGCUCAGCCGGGCGUCAUGGCUUUUGCAAGAAGGCAUCCCAUGGUCCAAAGACAGCGCACUUGCAUAUCACCGUGCCAACGCCUUCGCCGCUCUUCGCCUGAGGCUGACAUCUGAAGUAACGUGUGCUGACGACACCACCAUCUGUACCAUUGCGGCGCUCACGACAAUCGAUUACAUGCUCGGCGUCCACGAGGGUGCAGAGAAUCAUAUCAAAGCCAUGCAGCAAAUUCGCAAGAUUCGCACUGAUCUCAAGGGAGACACACCGUGGCAAUACUUUGUCAUAUCUGCCAUGAAAGCUUACGAUGCCCUGUGGAAAUUUGUCAAAGAUAGAAACGAGGCCACCACCAGCAUGGCCCAGCUCUCGAUCGAUUCACCCCUGCGUAACGAAUUACCCGUUUAUCCCUCUCUCCCGUUCAAUAUUAAGGUUUGCGAGGCUCUCUCGAAAGUGUCGACCUCGUUCAACGACAUGGCCAUGGCAGGGGAAAUGUCUAUUCAAAUGAUCGACAUUCUUGCGAACUUAUCUAGCACCGCCCGGGGCGAUGGCAGCGCCACACCAACCAGCUCACCGCCGAGCUCACCAGGAGGACGGAACUUGCUGAAUACAAUCGCUGAUCUGCGGUGUUUGUCGGUGAUGGCCACCACCUCGAUCGAACACAAGCUCUGCUUCGGUGUGAUUGGGACCUGCUUUACCCUACACUUUGGAGAUGGGAAAAUCGGUGAAGAGUUCAACGAGACACUCCAGGAGCUUGAGGACACACUCAUCGGCAAUGGCAAGCCCCGGCCGCAGCAAGAGAAAGCCCAGAAGAGCCAUCGAGAGUGUCUGAUUUGGGUAGCUAUGGCAGCGGCGGGUGCACUCGAGCAGUCCGAACUGCUGUCUGCCAUGAGUAUGGUGUUGGAUCAGACUUUGGACAAAUACCCAGAAGAGGCCGCCCAGUGGGAGACACUGGAGAGGAUAUUGAAGAAAUUCUUGUGGAACGAUCUUCUAGCACGGCAUUGGAGAAGAUGCUGGGCCAGAGCUGUGCAUCGUCGGUCGAAGGCACGAUGA
This is a messenger RNA of Fonsecaea multimorphosa CBS 102226, 1560 nucleotides long. RefSeq lists its product as uncharacterized. Bases 1 to 1560 code for a protein of 519 amino acids. NCBI's taxonomy places the organism in Eukaryota, Fungi, Ascomycota, Eurotiomycetes, Chaetothyriales, Herpotrichiellaceae. The transcript has 4 exons. The record is from RefSeq and is a predicted model, not a curated record.